GCGUUGCGCGGCCCGGGCCGGAAGUCGGCGAGUUCCCGGGCGUGUGUCGGUGUCUGUGUCUCCUAUCGGCGCGCGGCCCGGGACGAUCGCGGGGGAUUCCCGUCCGUAGGCGUCACCACUGUCACCACCAUCACCCACGGAGCCGCUUCCAGAGCGCGGGAGACCCGGCCCUUCGCCGGGCAUUGAAGAUGUUGCCCCUGUCCAUCAAGGACGAUGAAUACAAACCACCCAAGUUCAAUCUGUUGGGCAAGAUCUCGGGCUGGUUUAGGUCGAUCCUGUCGGACAAGACGUCUCGGAACCUGUUCUUCUUCCUGUGCCUGAACCUCUCUUUCGCUUUUGUUGAACUCCUCUACGGCAUCUGGAGCAACUGCUUAGGGCUGAUUUCCGACUCUUUUCACAUGUUUUUCGAUAGCACUGCCAUUUUGGCUGGGUUGGCAGCGUCUGUUAUUUCGAAAUGGAGAGAUAAUGAUGCUUUCUCUUAUGGGUAUGUGAGAGCGGAAGUGCUGGCUGGCUUUGUCAAUGGGCUGUUUUUGAUCUUCACUGCCUUCUUUAUUUUCUCAGAAGGAGUUGAGAGAGCGCUGGCGCCGCCCGACGUGCACCACGAGCGGCUGCUGCUGGUCUCCGUCCUCGGGUUCGUGGUGAACCUGGUGGGGAUAUUCGUGUUCCAGCACGGAGGCCACGGGCACUCGCACGGCUCUGGCCAUGAACACAGCCAUUCCCUCUUUAACGGUGCUCUGGACCAGGCCCACGGCCACGGGGACCAUUGCCACAGUCCGGAACUGAAACACGGCGCUGCGCACAGCCACAACCACGCGCACAGCCAUGACCAUGGACACUUCCACUCCCACUCCCACGAUGGUCCCUCCUUCAAACAGACAGCAGGACCCAGCAGACAGAUUCUACAAGGUGUGUUCCUGCACAUCCUAGCAGACACGCUGGGGAGCAUCGGGGUGAUCGUGUCCGCCCUCCUGAUGCAGAACUUUGGUCUGAUGAUCGCAGACCCUAUUUGCUCCAUCCUCAUAGCCAUGCUCAUCGUCGUGAGUGUCAUCCCUCUCCUGCGGGAGUCGGUGGGCGUGCUGAUGCAGCGGACGCCGCCGCAGCUGGAGGGCGCCCUGCCGCAGUGCUACCAGCGGGUGCAGCACUUACAAGGAGUCUACAGUUUACAAGAACAGCACUUCUGGACCUUAUGUUCUGACGUGUACGUCGGGACCUUGAAGUUAGUAGUAGCACCUGACGCUGACACCAGGUGGAUUUUAAGCCAAACACAUAAUAUUUUUACUCAGGCCGGAGUGAGACAGCUUUACGUACAGAUCGACUUCGCAGCCAUGUAAGGAGCGAAAAACUGCUGCUUUGGGGACUGCGUUUUUCUGGUACUGUACAAUCCCGAACGUGUACCCAGCUUUCCAAGACAGGUCGUCACUACAGCGCCAGCCCCAGGUAGACCAGAAUGCCCGGUCAGCACUACGCGGGCGGUCACUGCUGGGGGACCAGGGCGCGGACCCUCCCCUGGACUUGGGUCUGGCCCUGUGCUCUCCCCUCCGCACCAUUGUGAUUUCUGAGAUUCUGCCUUUGUCCCAGGAUGUUGCUUUUUGUUUGUUUCUCCUUUUUCUUUUUUCGUUUCAAAUGUCCUCACGCCACCCCUCCUCUUGGCCAGUAAGAAAUUCAGAUUGUGGGCCUCCAGUUGUCUGGACCGUCUCCACUGAGGCCGCUGGAAACUGCUGCUCUCAUUCCCACAAAACCAGUGUUCUUAAAAAAAAGAGAGAGAGAGCCGGGAAUGUGUUUUAUAUGUAAUGUCACACUCGCUGACGUUCUUCGGUGUAAUCACAUGUUUGUAAAAUUGUUUGUACCUUGCAAACUUAUGAACCAAACCAUAUUGGGUUUUCAAAGUGCCUUCGCCUCAGAAAGUGUCUGCCAGCACCCAAGGUCAUGUUGUUUUUCUAAGUGGAUAUUCUGUAAUCUGCACAAAGUAAGACUCUAGUUAGCGGUGUGUACAGUCUGUCUUUCUGUGAACUUCCAGCAGAGGUUUAGAUAUCUGGAAAGUUUCCGUUCAUUGCUAUAUCUCAACAAAAAAAUAAAAGGUGAUUUUUUUUUCUUUUUAAAUCAGAUUCAA
Myotis davidii is the source of this 2110-nucleotide messenger RNA. RefSeq names its product solute carrier family 30 (zinc transporter), member 7 (gene SLC30A7). Gene Ontology annotation, molecular function: zinc ion transmembrane transporter activity. The record is from RefSeq and is a predicted model, not a curated record. The coding region runs from base 189 to 1331 and encodes 380 amino acids. Gene Ontology annotation, biological process: zinc ion transport; transmembrane transport; intracellular zinc ion homeostasis. Lineage: Eukaryota; Metazoa; Chordata; Mammalia; Chiroptera; Vespertilionidae. Gene Ontology annotation, cellular component: membrane; Golgi apparatus. The transcript is spliced from 11 exons.